Funneliformis caledonium is the source of this 466-nucleotide messenger RNA. The record is from the annotation of a GenBank genome assembly. NCBI's taxonomy places the organism in Eukaryota, Fungi, Glomeromycota, Glomeromycetes, Glomerales, Glomeraceae.
UAUUAAAAAAGAUGAUUGUAAUAAACAAAUUGAGAAUACAAACAAUAUAGUUAUGGUCAAAAGAAGUAACACAAAGUCUACAAAGACUAUGUGUUUCAACGAAGACGUAUGCGACGCAAUUGACGAUCUAUGUGACAUUCUAUCAGAAUGGAAUGCUCUUCUUUUAUCAGAAUAUAACAGAGACCCUGACAUUAAGUGUAUUGAUAAUAUCAAAGAUUUACUGAAAAGUAAAAAUAAUGCUGUUUGGGAUAAAAUAGUUGAGAAGGCUCAAAAAUUAGGUGAAGUGACAGCUAGAGAAAUAUCUGCGAUGGGUAUAUAUAAACUAACUCGAAAUCAUGGGGUUCAUAAGGGAAAAACGUUACCAAGAAACGAUGCACUUGAGCGUUUGAAUAUAGCUAGUGCAGAUAUAUCACAAAUUUGCAAGCAGGGAUUUAAAAAAUGUAUUGAGAUUAUUAAUAAUAUGUAA